This is a messenger RNA of Talaromyces rugulosus, 2163 nucleotides long. RefSeq lists its product as uncharacterized. NCBI's taxonomy places the organism in Eukaryota, Fungi, Ascomycota, Eurotiomycetes, Eurotiales, Trichocomaceae. The record is from RefSeq and is a predicted model, not a curated record. The transcript is spliced from 3 exons. Bases 1 to 2163 code for a protein of 720 amino acids.
AUGACAAACAAUCAGGCACAGAAAAAGGCCAAGGGCCCGCCAGCUAAAAGCCCAGUCCUUAGGCCCCUUCGCUACAGAACUGCUUCAAUAUUCCUGCUAGUGCUAUACAUUAGCAUCCUGUUGAUAUCAUGGGUUAUCACGGGUAUUCUGAUGAGUCGACCAGUGAACGCAUCCUCAUAUCUCAAUCAGGUCUACGGGUUGCCCGUCAAAGUGAUCAACAGUGUUCGCCACGGGUGGUAUGCUAUUGAAUUCUUCUCCCAAAUCCAGGUUGUCCUGGCUAUCCCAAUUGUGUCUGGUCUUCUUGCCCAAGCAGCCGCAGUCUACGCGCAGCGCCAGUCGCCCAAGCAAAAACUCUCGUUACCAGAUCUGAUCACUCUUGCCAACCGUCCUUGGACUGGUGUGAUUUCGUGGUUCCGGUGUUUCUCCCGGAGUCGGUUUGUUGCCUUUGGCGGGCUGCUCAUUUUGCUGGUAACCUUCACACCUGCUAUCCAGGCUGUUCUGUACGUUACCAAAAAGCUUCAGCAGCUGUCCAACUACGACGAGCAGCCAUAUAUGUGGCCGGAUUCGCCACUCCGAUUUCUCGACGUACCCAACAACCAAUUGCGCAGCACUUUUGAUUGGUACACAUUGGAUGGCCUAGGAGUUCGGUAUAAUGAUAGGUAUUUUGUCUCCUCCAUCAAGAACGGAUCCAACACAGGCAUUCUACGAGAGCAUGCCAUGCGCCUCAACUCCUCCAUAGACUGCGAGAUCACCCCGUCAUCUGCCUUUCCGCAGGUCUGCCCGGGGGACCAGCCAUUUGUGACCAACUUUUCAGCCCCCGAAACCUUUGAUAUUCGCAUCUGUGUGCCCGGAGCGUCUGGAAGUACACCGUGGAACCUCACCAGAGAUCGACAGGAUCUAUCCGAAGAAUUGUGGAUUGAUUUUGGUAUUCACAACUCGUUUAUGCUGGCGUCUUAUACAGACAGUUUCCACAACGCGGUCAGCUCUACACUACAUUGCACUGUUCGUUCCACACGGGGCUACUUUGAGGUCAACAACGACUGGAAUGGAGGAAACCCAGGGCCGUUGUUGGAAAAAUGGCCCGGCCCUGAAGAAAUGGCGACCGAAUAUAACGAUUUCCUUGGUCCUGAACAGCGCUAUGGUAUUCCGACGACUUCUGGUGACAACAACCCAAGUCGUACCAUUUCGUCCAUGAAUGCGCCUAAUGAUCCAUUCACAUCCAAUGUGAAAAACAAUAUAUACGCGCCUGGACCACUUAUGACGAGCGCCCUGGCUCUAUUUGGUAACAUGACCUUCUUCAAUGCAGUCAGCAAAGUUAACAACGACACCGCUGCCCAAACGAUCACUCUUCUCUGCCAACUGAAUGUUAUUCCGUUUGCCCAUGUCUCUAAAGAUAGAUUGAAUUACGGACUUGAUUCUCGUGGCACAGGAUCGAUAUGCAAUUACGAUACAUACCAGUAUCUAAUGAAAUACCAAGACAGGGAUGGCCUCCUCUACCAACACCUCGCCGGCGCCGCGUUUAACUUGGCAGCCAUUUUCAACUAUACCCAUGUUGGAAAGUCAGUUCUCUCCAUGGCCACGUACUUUGCCAACGAGGGCCUCUUGAAUACAGCCGCAUUCAAUGGGGGCAAUUCGCGUCCCAUUUUUUCUUCCGCGGGUGCCGUGCUGAUCAAGCCGAAAUGGAGCUUAGCUGCUAUCGUCACGGUUUCUAUUUUGAUUGGAAUCCAGAUUCUCGCUCUGUGUGCGCUCAUGGCGCAUACUUAUUUUUCGCCGAGAUGGACUGAUACCCUGGAUGCGUUUGCGAUGGUGCGUGUUGGCGCCCAGCUGCAGAGGUUUGGUCAUGUGGAUCAUCUGCCUGGGAUUCGUGAUACGGACAACGAGGAUUUGAAGUCUCUCAAGGAUGUGGAUGGCCUGGUUGGUGUUGUCGCUGAGGGUAGAAGCGAGAUACCAACGGGACAGAAUGGUAGUGAUCAAGGGGGGGAUAAUAAGUCUGAACAGCACUCGCCACCGUCCGAGGGCCCCAUAUAUAAAGACGUGUCAGGCGAUGCUCGAUCUCGAAAAGAAGGACUGACGCCGCCAUUUGAAUUAGCUGUUGGCGGUCCAGGUCUGGUUACCAGAGAGCUGGUGAGGAGGAAGAAGCCGAGUGCAGAUACUAAUGUGUGA